UUAAAACUUUUAAUCUUCUUCCUUCUUUCCUUUUUUUUCUUUCUCACAAGACAACCAUUUUUCUUCAAAAAUUAAUUUUGGAAGGAGAUUGAAGUUUGAAGUUCAUAAAUUAUUACAUUUUCUCAGUGGGAAAAAAGAUUAUACAAAUUUUAUAAAAGAAAAAAAAAUUGAAAGAAGACUUUGUGUUGCAGAAAACAGAGAAAAGCAGAGUUUAGUGCAACUGGGUAGAUUUGAUUUUUGGGUUUAAUUAAAGAAAAACAAGGGUAUUUUGAUUUGGGUUUUUGUGAUUAAUUUGGGAUUGAUUAAGAACAUUGGGAUUUUGAUGAAGUGAAAUUAAUUGUAGGAAGGUGCAAAAAAAGCCCAGAUCGACAAGUAAUCAGGGUACUUUGAUCUGAAUUAAAUCAAAAUGGCUGCUUCCGUCACUUUAUCUGUUGGAUCUCUGGUUUGGAUUGAGGACCCUGAUGAUGCUUGGAUAGACGGUGAAGUGGUUGAGAUUAAAGGUGAAGAUUUAAAGGUCCUUUGCACUUCAGGGAAAACGGUUGUAAUUCAUGCUUCAAAUGCAUAUCCCAAAGACCCAGAAGCCCCUCAAUGUGGGGUGGAUGACAUGACAAAGUUGGCUUAUUUACAUGAACCUGGAGUUUUGCAAAACUUGAAAUCUAGAUAUGAUAUUAACGAAAUAUAUACUUAUACUGGGAGUAUUUUGAUAGCUAUAAAUCCUUUCAGAAAACUACCUCACUUGUAUGACGUACAUAUGAUGGAGCAAUAUAAAGGGGCCGGUUUUGGUGAGCUAAGUCCACACCCUUUUGCAAUUGCAGACGCUUCAUACCGGCUUAUGAUGAAUGAGGGCAUCAGCCAGUCGAUUUUAGUCAGUGGGGAAAGUGGGGCUGGUAAAACAGAAAGUACAAAAUUGCUUAUGCGUUAUCUAGCCUAUAUGGGUGGUCGAGCUACUGCUGCUGAAGGAAGAAGUAUUGAACAAAAAGUUCUCGAGUCUAAUCCAGUACUGGAAGCGUUCGGUAAUGCGAAGACUGUCAGAAAUAAUAACUCGAGUCGUUUUGGGAAGUUUGUUGAGAUCCAAUUUGAUAAGAAUGGAAGAAUAUCUGGAGCAGCAAUAAGAACAUAUUUGUUGGAAAGAUCACGUGUUUGUCAAGUAUCUGAUCCAGAGAGAAACUAUCAUUGUUUCUACAUGCUUUGUGCUGCACCAAAAGAGAUUGUCCAGAGAUACAAGUUGGGUAACCCAAGAACGUUUCAUUAUCUGAACCAAUCAAAUUGUAUUGAGUUGGAUGGGGUUGACGAUGGCAAAGAAUACCUUGCAACAAAAAGGGCAAUGGAUGUGGUUGGAAUUAGCCCCGAGGAGCAGGACGCAAUUUUUAGGGUUGUGGCUGCUGUCCUUCAUUUGGGAAACAUUGAAUUUACAAAGGGGAAGGAAAUGGAUUCAUCUGAGCCUAAAGAUGAGAAGUCCCGAUUCCAUUUGCAAACUGCUGCUGAACUUUUCAUGUGUGAUGCAAAGGCUCUGGAAGAUUCUCUUUGUAAACGCAUAAUGGUGACUCGUGAUGAGACUAUAACCAAAUCUUUGGAUCCAGAGUCUGCUGCAUUGAGUAGAGAUGCUUUGGCUAAAAUUGUAUACUCAAGGUUGUUUGACUGGCUCGUGGAUAAAAUUAAUUCUUCAAUUGGCCAAGAUCCUAAUUCAAAAUCCAUAAUUGGAGUGCUGGAUAUCUAUGGAUUUGAGAGUUUCAAGAUAAACAGUUUUGAGCAAUUCUGCAUAAAUUUAACGAAUGAGAAGCUUCAGCAACAUUUUAAUCAGCAUGUCUUCAAGAUGGAGCAGGAGGAAUAUGAAAAAGAAAAAAUUAAUUGGAGCUACAUUGAAUUCAUUGAUAAUCAAGAUGUUCUGGAUCUAAUUGAAAAGAAACCUGGUGGAAUCAUUGCGCUUCUGGACGAAGCUUGUAUGUUCCCGAGAUCAACACACGAGACAUUUGCACAGAAGUUGUAUCAGACAUAUAAAAAUCAUAAACGGUUCAGCAAGCCUAAAUUAGCUCGUAGUGAUUUUACUAUCUGCCACUAUGCUGGUGAUGUUACCUAUCAAACUGAACUAUUUCUGGAUAAGAACAAGGACUAUGUUGUUGCUGAACACCAAGCGCUUUUGUGUGCUUCCAGUUGUACCUUUGUUGCAAAUUUGUUUCCACCUUUAACAGAGGAAUCUUCCAAGUCAUCUAAAUUUUCAUCAAUAGGUACUCGUUUUAAGCAACAAUUGGUAAACCUACUUGACACCCUGAAUGCUACUGAACCACAUUAUAUACGCUGUGUGAAGCCGAAUAAUCUUCUAAAGCCAGCAAUUUUUGAGAAUCAGAAUGUUCUCCAACAGUUACGCUGCGGGGGAGUCUUGGAGGCUAUUAGGAUUAGCUGUGCUGGAUAUCCCACUAGGAAACCCUUCCUCGAGUUUCUAGACCGGUUUGGUAUUCUUGCACCAGAAGUCCUAGAUGGAAGUUCUGAUGAAGUCACAGCAUGCAAGCGGCUCCUGGAGAAAGUGGGACUUGAAGGCUAUCAGAUUGGUAAGACGAAAGUUUUCCUCAGGGCUGGUCAGAUGGCUGAUUUAGAUGCUCGGAGAACUGAGGUGCUAGGACGAUCAGCAAGUAUCAUCCAAAGGAAAGUCCGUUCUUAUUUGGCUCGCAGAAGCUUUAUAUUGCUACGCCGUUCAGCAGUACACAUACAAGCUCUCUGUAGAGGUCAACUUGCUCGUCAUGUAUACGAGGGCUUGAGGCAAGAGGCUGCAUCCUUGAGAAUUCAAACAGCUUUACGGAUGCAUCUCGCUCGAAAAGAGUACAGGAGAGUGUGUUGUUCUGCUCUUAUCAUACAAACUGGAAUGCGUGGUAUGGCCGCUCGUAACGAGAUUCGGUUCAGAAGACAGACUAGAGCUGCCAUAUUUAUUCAGAGCCACUGUCGCAAACUCUUAGCUCGUCGGAGUUUCUUGAAAUUGAAGAAAGCAGCCAUUAGUACCCAAUGUGCAUGGAGGUGUAAAGUUGCACGUAAAGAAUUGCGCAACCUUAAGAUGGCUGCACGAGAGACGGGUGCUCUUCAAGCUGCUAAAAAUAAACUAGAAAAGCAAGUUGAGGAGCUCACAUGGCGCUUACAACUGGAGAAACGCAUGAGGGCUGAUAUGGAAGAAGCUAAAACACAAGAGAACAGGAAGCUACAAGCUGCAUUACAGGAGAUGGAGCUUCAAUUUAAGGAAACUAAGGAGUUGCUUGUGAAGGAACGUGAGAUUGCGAAAAACAUUGUUGAGCAUGUACCCGUUGUGCAUGAAGUGCCAAUUAUUGACAAUGCUAUGGUUGAGAAGCUUACUGCGGAAAACGAGAAACUUAAGGACUUAGUCAGCUCGCUAGAGAGGAAAAUUGAUGAAACCGAGAAGAAAUUUGAAGAAACAAGCAAACUCAGUGAAGAACGAUUGAAACAGGCACUUGAUGCUGAAUCAAAGAUGAUAAAAUUGAAGACUGACAUGCAAAGGCUUGAAGAGAUAAUCUUUGACAUGGAAUCAGAAAAUAAGAUCCUUCGGCAGCAAUCAUUGAUUACUGCUCCUGGGAAGUCAUUGUCGGAGUUAACUCCAGUAUCUGUUUCUCCGAAAAUGCCAAAUGGUCAUUUACUCAGUGAAGAUUCCAGAGUGAAUGAACCACAAAGUACAACACCUGUGAAGAAAUUAGAUUUUGAGUCAGAACACAAAUUACCUCGACCACACAUUGAACGCCAACAUGAAAAUGUUGAUGCUCUUAUCAAUUGUGUGUCAAAAAAUAUUGGCUUCAGUCAAGGAAAGCCUGUGGCAGCGUUUACAAUUUACAAGUGUCUCCUUCAUUGGAAAUCUUUUGAAGCCGAGAGGACUAGUGUGUUUGACCGCCUCAUCCAGAUGAUUGGCUCUGCCAUUGAGAACCAAGAUGAUAAUAACGAGCAUAUGGCUUAUUGGCUGUCAAAUACGUCAGCUUUGUUAUUCCUUCUACAAGGGAGCCUUAAAGCUUCAGGUUCUUCCAGUAAUACAGCGCAGCGCAAACCUCCGCCUCCGACAUCCCUCUUCGGAAGGAUGACUAUGGGUUUUCGUUCCUCUCCUUCUUCCAAUAGCCUUGCUGCAGCAGCAGCUAAUGCUGUUCUUCAAGUGGAUGCCAAAUACCCAGCUUUGCUAUUCAAGCAGCAGCUGACUGCGUAUGUCGAGAAAAUUUAUGGUAUUAUUCGUGACAACUUGAAGAGGGAGUUAUCAUCGUUGCUUUCCUUGUGUAUCCAGGCGCCUAGAACAUCCAAAGGAGGUGCUCUAAGAUCUGGUCGAUCUUUUGGGAAAGAGUCUGCGGUAAAUCAUUGGCAAACCAUUAUUGAGAGCCUCAACUCACUUCUCAACUUGCUGAAAGAAAAUUUUGUUCCAUCAGUUCUUUGUCAGAAAAUAUUUACCCAGAUAUUCUCGUAUAUCAACGUACAACUCUUCAAUAGUCUAUUACUACGUCGUGAGUGCUGUACUUUUAGUAACGGGGAAUAUGUAAAAGCUGGAUUAGCUGAGUUAGAACUGUGGUGUGCCCAAGCAAAGGAAGAGUAUGCGGGUGCGUCGUGGGAGGAACUAAAACACAUACGACAAUCUGUUGGGUUUCUGGUUAUACAUCAAAAGUACAGGAUCUCUUACGAUGAGAUAACUAAUGAUCUCUGCCCCGUGUUAAGCGUGCAACAAUUGUACAGAAUUUGUACCUUGUAUUGGGAUGACAAUUAUAAUACUCGAAGCGUGUCUCAGGAUGUCAUCUCUAGCAUGAGAGUCUUAAUGACCGAGGACUCCAACAAUGCUGAUAGUAAUUCCUUUUUGCUAGAUGAUAGUUCUAGCAUUCCCUUCUCUGUCGACGACAUCUCCAGUUCAAUGACGUCAAAGGAUUUUGCAGACGUAAGACCAGCCGAAGAGCUUCUCGAGAACUUAGACUUCCAGUUUUUACAUGAGUGAGGUUUUAGAAACUCUAGACUCUUCGAGCAAUCCGAUUCCCAAAGGCAACGGUUACGAUCAUUUCAUUUAUUUGUUUGGAGUCGCAUCGGCCAUGGAGAUAGAUUUAUUUUAUUCUUUCACACCACAUACUUGUAAAUUGUCAUAGAGUAGAAGGGUUGAAUCGUAGAACACUGUUAUUCUCCCUUUUAUGUAUUGCCAAUUUUGGCUCCCAAAAUUUAUUAGUCGGGAGCAAGGUUGUUUUGUUAUUGUGUUAAUUAUAUCUUUGAAUUAUAUUUUUGUAUAAAGAAACAAUGCAUAGAAUUAUAUUGAAAACAAUAUAAAAGCAAUUAAAUAUGUUUUAUUAGAUCUUUU
Molecule: messenger RNA, 5305 nt
Organism: Amaranthus tricolor (Joseph's coat)
Lineage: Eukaryota; Viridiplantae; Streptophyta; Magnoliopsida; Caryophyllales; Amaranthaceae
Product: myosin-6-like
Exons: 39
Coding region: 407-4954 (1515 amino acids)
Biological process (GO): vesicle transport along actin filament; actin filament organization
Cellular component (GO): actin cytoskeleton; vesicle; myosin complex
Molecular function (GO): microfilament motor activity; actin filament binding; ATP binding
Source: RefSeq, a predicted model, not a curated record